AAGAUGGGCAGGACGUGCGGCGGCGAGCCGGCGGUGCGCAAGGGGCCGUGGACGCUGGAGGAGGACCUCGUCCUCGUCGGCUACAUCUCCCAGCACGGGGAGGGAUCCUGGGACAACCUCGCGCGCGCCGCUGGCCUGAACCGGAACGGGAAGAGCUGCAGGCUGCGGUGGCUCAACUACCUGCGCCCGGGGGUGCGGCGCGGCGGCAUCACGCCGGCGGAGGACGCCGCCAUCCGGGAGCUCCACGCGGCGCUGGGCAACAAGUGGUCCAAGAUCGCCGCGCACCUCCCCGGCCGCACCGACAACGAGAUCAAGAACUACUGGAGGACCAGGAUCCAGAGGCGGCCGGCGGCUCCAGCCAGCAGCGCGCAGCAGCCCUACCGCGCGCCUGCGACCGCGACCGCGACGGCGGCGGCCAUGACCGCCAGCGAGGGCGCGUCGUCGUCGUCGUCCGCGGCGGCAAGCCACGGCAGCUCCGCCGACUGGUGGUACGUGGAGCCAGUAAACCACCCCGAGCAGGGAGCGCACUGCUCCCAGAGCGUUGCUGCGGCGGCCGCGGGCGUCGACAGCGGGAGCGCGUCGUCGGCGCUGACGAGCCGGGACAGCUCCACCACCGCCGGCGUUGACGGGCAGCACAUGCAGACGAGUUACGGUGACCGCUACUACUACUCCGAGCUGAGUUCGGCCGCCGCCGCCGACGGCGUGGAAAUGGUCGACGCGGGCAGCUUUUGGAACGUCGACGACGACUUCUGGGGCCGGUUCCAGAUGCUGCAUUAUCCUGAUUCCUGAAUGAAGUGAUCCGAUCAUACAGCGCGCGUGCGAGAGGGUAUAGGGGUAGCUAGCUGCUACAGAGGACAGAAAAAGACUAGUACCAUUUUCGUAGCAUGCAUGAAUCCUGCUAUAUAUACAGGCCGGUGUGUGAACAGUGAACGUGUGCUUUCAACAUCGUGCUAUUUA
Panicum virgatum (switchgrass) is the source of this 957-nucleotide messenger RNA. RefSeq names its product MYB-like transcription factor EOBI. The transcript has 2 exons. Lineage: Eukaryota; Viridiplantae; Streptophyta; Magnoliopsida; Poales; Poaceae. The coding region runs from base 4 to 789 and encodes 261 amino acids. Gene Ontology annotation, molecular function: sequence-specific DNA binding; DNA-binding transcription factor activity. Gene Ontology annotation, cellular component: nucleus. Gene Ontology annotation, biological process: regulation of DNA-templated transcription. The record is from RefSeq and is a predicted model, not a curated record.